Messenger RNA from Cucurbita moschata (crookneck pumpkin), 1962 nucleotides. RefSeq names its product carotenoid cleavage dioxygenase 7, chloroplastic. Gene Ontology annotation, biological process: carotene catabolic process. Bases 36 to 1883 code for a protein of 615 amino acids. Gene Ontology annotation, cellular component: chloroplast stroma. The transcript has 7 exons. NCBI's taxonomy places the organism in Eukaryota, Viridiplantae, Streptophyta, Magnoliopsida, Cucurbitales, Cucurbitaceae. Gene Ontology annotation, molecular function: 9-cis-epoxycarotenoid dioxygenase activity. The record is from RefSeq and is a predicted model, not a curated record.
CGUCGCAGCCCCAACUUAACAAACACUUCUGAGAGAUGCAGGCCAAUCAACUCACUCCAUCUCUCCGACCUCAAUUUCCGUCGCCGAUCAAACUUCCUCCGGCGACCAGUAUCCGAUUUCCGCCUUCUCUAAUUCCCAAAGCCAUAUCCAUUCCCUCCCUGAACACUGGCCAGAUAUCGAUCAAUUCUCCUCCGUCGAUCCCCACGGUUGAUGAUUCCAUCGCAGCCUUCUGGGACUACCAGUUCCUCUUCGUUUCACAGCGGACCGAGACGGCGGACCCCACUGUCCUCCACCUGGUUGAAGGUGCCAUCCCCGAAAAUUUCCCCUCCGGCACCUACUACCUCGCCGGACCAGGCCUGUUCUCUGACGACCAUGGCUCUACAGUACACCCCCUGGACGGCCACGGGUACCUCAGGGCAUUCAUUUUCGAGAACAAAAAGGAGGUCAGUUUCAUGGCGAAGUACGUGAGAACGGAGGCGAAGAUGGAGGAGCACGAUCCUGCGACGGACACGUGGCGGUUCACGCAUAGAGGGCCGUUCUCAGUGUUGAAGGGAGGGAGGAAGUUGGGGAAUACGAAGGUUAUGAAAAAUGUGGCGAAUACGAGUGUGCUGCAGUGGGGCGGCCACCUUUUGUGCCUAUGGGAGGGCGGAGAUCCGUACGAGAUUCAGCCGGAGACUCUGGAUACUGUCGGGAAGUUUUCAGGUGUUGACGGUGGCUGUGAUCGUGAUUCGCCAUCCCAGGGCGGACGUCACGGUGCUGGGUUUUGGCGUUUUGCUGCGGAGCUUUUGAAGCCUGUUCUCUACGGAGUGUUCAAGAUGCCACCAAGGAGGCUGUUGUCGCAUUACAAGGUGGACGCUCAAAGGAAUCGCCUCCUCUUAAACUCAUGCAAUGCUGAAGAUAUGCUUCUACCUACCAGUCAUUUCACAUUUUAUGAAUUUGACAGUAAUUUCAAGUUAUUAGAGAAGAAAGAAUUUGUGAUAGAUGAUCACCUGAUGAUUCAUGAUUGGGCUUUUACCGAUACUCAUUACAUCCUCUUUGCUAACAGAAUAAAGCUUGAUCUCUUCGGUGCGAUGGGUGCGGUUAGCGGGGCAUCUCCAAUGAUAUCGGCGCUGGGUGUAAACACAAGCAAAUCCACAUCUCCAGUUUAUUUGUUGCCUAGAUUUGGUGAGCAUCACCCAACCAGAGAUUGGAGACAGCCCAUUCAAAUUCCUUCAAGCCUUUGGCUACUCCAUGUUGGCAAUGCCUUUGAGCUUACCAACCCACAAGGCAACUUGGACUUCCAAAUCCAUGCCUCUGCUUGCUCUUAUCAAUGGUUCAAUUUCGACAAACUAUUCGGUUAUAAUUGGCAGACGGAAAAACUCGACCCGUCAAUUAUGAACCUCAAUGGAACCAAAAGUGAGUUGUUGCCUCGCCUUGUUAAGGUGUCCAUAAGUUUAAGUAAGAAUGGGGAGUGCGAAAAAUGCAGCGUGGAGCCUUUGAACCAAUGGACAAAAGCCUCAGAUUUUCCAGCGAUAAACCCUACAUUCUCAGGGAUGAAAAACAAUUACUUAUAUGCUGCAACUUCCUCCGGUUAUCGGGAAUCAUUACCGUCGUUUCCGUUUGAUACGAUUGUAAAACUUGACACGGUCACGUACACCGCCCGAACAUGGUCUGCGGGUAAUCGGAGAUUCGUCGGAGAACCUGUUUUUGUUCCUAAAGGAGAUGGAGAGGACGAUGGAUAUGUUCUUGUGGUUGAGUACGCAGUAUCAAUACAAAGAUGUUAUCUUAUGAUUUUGGAGGCUAAAAAAAUUGGAGAAGGCGAUGCAGUUGUAGCAAGGCUUGAAGUCCCAAAGCAUCUCAAUUUUCCUCUUGGCUUCCAUGGUUUCUGGGCUGCUAAUACAUAACCCUAAAAAUUUAUUCAACUCUCUUACAUGUAAAUUUAUAAUGUUAUUUUUCACUUUUGAAAUAAAAUUUGUUUAAUAA